CUACCACCUGGCAAAGGGAACAUGUUCCCGUACACCUCCCUUCGUCGCUCCCUCGUCGCUCCCUCUCCGACUCCCCACCAACUAUGCUCACUGAAUAUAAAGAUACUUAAAGCGACACCCAACUGCCUCCGCCUCCCGUCUCUUCCCCGAAAUGCCUCCGCCGCUCCCCCCCAAACCCCUCCAGCCCAACCGCGCCUCCCUCUCUUUCCUUUUCCUCUUCCUUCUCUCCCUCGUCGUGUACGUCUCCCUUUCCCCGUCACGGAAAACCCCCUCCCCUUCCUCUUCUUCUUCUUCUUCUCGCAAUGCCCCCGCCGAUUCGUUUAGCGCCCCCCACCGCCUCUUCCUCUCGCUCCACCCCGGCGCCAAUGCCACCAUCGCCGCCCACCUCCGCGCCCUCACCCUCCGCCCUCACCUCGCCGGCACCCCCGCCGCUGCCCGGACCGCCUCCUACGUCAUCUCCCACCUCCGCGCCGCCGGCCUCCGGGUAGCCUUGGCCGACUACUACCCGCUCCUCUCAUACCCCGCCUCCGCUUCCCUCGCCCUCCUCCGACCCGACGGAGCCCUCGUGAAGCCUCUUCCCCUCGCCGAGCCCGCCGACCUCGAGGCUGCCGCCGUCCCGCCGUACCACGCCUACUCCCCCUCUGGCUCCGCCGUGGCCCCCCCGGUCUACGUCAAUUACGGCCGGGAGGACGACUACAGCGCGCUCGACCGGCUCGGCGUGGACGUCAGGGGCUGCGUCGCGGUCGUGCGGCGCGGCGGAGGGUACCGGGGGGCGGUGGUUGCGAGGGCCGCGGCUAGGGGCGUGGCGGCGGUGCUGAUGUUUAAGGCGGCCGACCACGGUGGAGUGGAGAGGGGGACCGUGUUGCUCGGUGGGGUUGGUGAUCCGUUGACACCCGGGUGGGCGGCCCCCAACACGGCGGCCGCGGACGGAGGCGGCGAGAGGCUCGCCGCCGAUGACGAGGAGGUGAGGCGGAGGUUCCCCAAGAUUCCGUCUCUGCCAGUGGCCGAGGUGGUGGCGAUGGAGAUUUUGAGGACGCUCGGUGGGCCUCCGAUGCCGCGCGGGUGGGGAGAAGGGUUGCCUUCGGCGGCGAAGAGCGGGGUUGGACCGGGUCCCACGUUGGUCAACUUCACCUAUCAGGAAGAUAGAAAGUUGGCAAAGAUUCAAAAUGUUUUCGGCAUAAUAAGGGGAAGCGAGGAGCCAGAUCGUUACAUUAUCCUUGGCAACCAUCGAGAUGCAUGGACAUUUGGUGCUGUGGACCCCAACAGUGGAACAGCUGCGCUUCUUGAUGUUGCCCGCCGUUAUGGGAGUUUGUUGCGCUCGGGCUGGAGGCCUCGAAGGACAAUAAUCCUAUGUAGCUGGGAUGCAGAGGAGUUUGGCAUGAUUGGAUCUACUGAAUGGGUUGAGCAGAACCUUGGAAGGUUGUCAUCAAAAGCCGUGGUAUACUUGAAUGUUGAUUGUGCAGUUCAAGGUGAUGGCUUUUUUGCUAGUGCAACCCCCCAGUUGGACAAGCUUAUAGUUGAAGUUACAAAGCAGAUCCAGGACCCGGAUUUUGAAGCGAGGACAGUUUAUGAAUCUUGGAUAGUAAACAAUGGGGGUAUCAGUAAGAUUGAAAGACUGUCUAGAGCUGAUUCAGAUUUUUCUGCAUUUUUGCACCUUGCUGGAGUUCCUUCUGUAGAUUUCUACUAUGGAGAUGUAUUCCCCGGCUACCAUACUGUUUUUGACUCCUACAAAUGGAUGGUCGAACAUGGAGAUCCAUCAUUUCAUCGUCAUGUGGCUAUUGCAGAAAUUUGGGGACUCUUAGGUCUUCGCCUAGCAGAUGAUCUGGUCCUACCCUUUGACUAUCCUUCUUACUCUGCUCAGUUACAUGAGCAUGCAACUGCAUUGAGUGCCUUGCUGGAUGGUGGGGGAUCUGUGCAAGUACAACCCAUAAAUUCAUCUAUUGACGAGCUCACUGUUGCGAUUAGAGAAGCUGUAGAAGAAAGCAAGAAACUGCAAGAGGUAGACACCACAGAGGAUUUUGCUGCUUUAAGGAGACGUGCUUUCAAUGAUCGCCUAAUGCUUGCUGAAAGAGGCUUCCUGGAAGCAGAGGGCCUCAAAGGAAGACCGUGCUUUAGGCAUCUGUUAUACUCGCCGCCUGAGGAUACGGAGAGCAAGCUCUCGUUCUUUCCGGGAAUAGCUGAUGCUAUUUCUCAAGCCAGAAAACAUGCGGGAGAAGAAGAGCAAUUGGGAAUUCAACAUGAAAUCUGGAGAGUUGCCAGAGCUAUUCAAAGGGCUGCUGCUGCUCUUCGAGGAGAACUCAUCUGAGUGCAAAGUCAGUGAUACAUGUGGCAGUAGUUUUAAGCUUCCUCUAGUUGAACUAAAAAUGCCGUCAAAAUGUAUAUUUAUAUUGGGUGACAAUAUCGGGUGAUGCAAUAUCUGUUUCUGCUUUUAUGGAAAUUAAUUUCCAGUCAAUACUUCGACAGCCCGUGUCAAGAACAGAAUUCUUGUGAAUUAUUUUUGUGCUUGUCUCAACUUUCAAAUAAAAAAGAGGUGGCAAGAAUCGAAUCCUUUUUUU
Messenger RNA from Musa acuminata AAA Group (dessert banana), 2555 nucleotides. RefSeq names its product probable glutamate carboxypeptidase VP8. Lineage: Eukaryota; Viridiplantae; Streptophyta; Magnoliopsida; Zingiberales; Musaceae. The transcript has 10 exons. Gene Ontology annotation, molecular function: carboxypeptidase activity. The record is from RefSeq and is a predicted model, not a curated record. The coding region runs from base 152 to 2305 and encodes 717 amino acids.